UCCCCGCCGGCCGCCGCGGGGCGGGGCGGGGCGGGGCCGGGCAGCAGCUGCGGAGGCCGUUGGCGGUGGUGAGGGGGCUUCUGGCGCAGAAACUGAGAGUUUCGGCUCUGACUUCCCGUAUUUUAAAUCUCGGCUCUGAUGCGCUCUUCGAGUACAGCUUCUUACUCUUGCAGCUGAUGCCUUCCGAAUCCUGACAGGCCCGAAACCGCCGUGCGUGAGCGGUUGCUCUGUGUCACUUCUCCAUCGUGCCCUUGCAGAGGGUGGUGGUCGAGCAGCGUCCCUUCCGUGUCCCGUGAAGUAGCGCUCCGGGGCGGCGGAGCGCUGGUGCUCGUCCCAGGCCGAGGCGGCCCGCGGUCCCCCGGCCCGUGGAGCACAGGUCGCUGCCUGUACGGCCUUAGUGAAAAGGUAGAGUUAAAAGCUGAAGCAGUAAUGCACGAGUGACUGUGUACUACUAGCCUGUGUCCAUCGAUGGCCUCUGUGCAAGUGAUUCCGGACUCUUACAACCAUGUGUUGGCAGAGUUUGAAUGUUUGGAUCCUUUGCUUUCUGCACUCAGACUGGAUUCUAGUCGUCUGAAGUGCACAUGCGUAGGUGUGUCCAGGAGAUGGCUAGCUCUAGGCACUUCUGGAGGAGGACUGAACCUUAUACAGAGAGAAGGCUGGAAGCAGAGACUUUUUCUGUCCCAUAAGGAAGGUGCCAUUUCCCGGGUUGCCUGUUGUUUACAUGAUGCAGACUAUGUUGCUGUUGCCACCAGCCAAGGUCUGGUAGUAGUCUGGGAGUUGAAUCAGGAACGUCGCGGGAAACCGGAAAGGAUUUAUGUUUCCUCUGAGCAUAAGGGCAGAAAAGUCACAGCUCUGUGUUGGGAUACAGCUGCCCUUCGGGUGUUUGUAGGUGAUCAUGUGGGAAAAGUAUCAGCCAUCAAGAUUAACACAUCGAAACAAGGCAAGGCUGCUGCCACUUUUGUGAUGUUCCCUGUUCAGAUUAUAACCACUGUAGACUCUCGAGUAGUUCAACUUGAUUAUUUGGAUGGAAGACUGCUCAUAUCUUCACUUACACGUACUUAUUUGUGUGAUACUGAGAGAGAGAAGUUCUGGAAAAUUGGUAACAAAGAAAGAGAUGGAGAAUUUGGAGCCUGUUUCUUCCCAGCUGGAAAGAACAGUGGGAAUCAGCAGCCAUUAAUAUAUUGUGCCCGGCCUGGCUCAAGGAUGUGGGAGGUGAACUUUGAAGGGGAAGUGCAAAGCACGCAUCAGUUCAAGCAGCUGCUGUCAUCACCACCUCUCCCUGUUGUUACUCUCGGGCUAGAUCCUCAUUACACUGGUUCCAGCUGUCCUCCACAAUCUUUAUCUUUCCCCAAGCUCCUAUAUUUGACUGAGCAAUGUGUAAUGACCUGGACAGAAAGAGGCAUUUUUAUCUUUGUUCCUCAAAGUGUUCAAGUCUUACUUUGGAGUGAAGUAAAAGAUAUUCAGGAUAUUGCAGUUUACAAAAAUGAACUGUUCUGUUUGCAUACAAAUGGAAGAAUCAUACACCUCUCCCUUCUGCUGGUAGACCGUUGCAUAGAGCGUCUGAUGAGAAGAGGGUUCUGGACCCUUGCUGCCAGGGUCUGUUGUCUCUUCCAGAACUCGAUUAUUUCUUGCAGAGCAAGAAAAAAUUUACCUCCAGACAAGCUGGAACACUUGAAGUCCCAGCUGGAUAUCUCAACCCAACAGGAUCUUAUUGCCCAACUGGAAGAACUGAUUUCAAAGUUGGAACCUCCAGAUUCCGCGUGCAGCAGUAGGAGGAGCAGUAUUUCAUCUCAUGAAAGCUUCAGUGUCUUAGACUCUGGAAUAUAUCGCGUUAUUAGUCGAAGAGGCAGUCAGUCAGAUGAAGAUUCAUGUUCUCUCCACAGUCAAACGUUUUCAGAAGAUGAGAGACUUAAAGAAUUUCCUGUACACCAGGAAGAUGAGCAGGUGGAACCUGACAACGUAUCUCAUGCAUCUGUGACGGUUGAGGCUGAUCGGAAUGAGACAUUUCUCCCAUUCAGUAUUCCUUUGUCAUUUCGUUCCUCAUCUCCUCUCGUCUCUCUCCAAGCUGUCAAGGAAAGCGUUUCCAGCUUUGUACGCAAAACUACUGAAAAGAUUGGCACCCUUCAUGUGAGCCCUGAUAUUAAAGGGAGGCAAGAAGCAAAGGAUGAUGAGCAGCUGCAGGAGGUGACUGUUAAUGUGGUAGCAUUUCCCCAGGAAGAAAAAGAAUCAGAAUCACAGAGCUGCCCACUUCCAGAAGAGGACCAUCUAAGAGAUCUCAAGGCUGCAACAGCGAAAGCUAUAGCCAAACUUCAGGAUCCGCUGGUUUUGUUAGAACCACAGUAUAUGAGAAGGGUUUUACAGGAAUGGCUUUUUUACCUGGAAGAAAAGUUUGGCAGCAAUGCAUGUUCUGCUUCAUCUGUUAAGAAAUGCAAGAUUGCAUGUGCUGAAGAACAGCAGGAAGUCCAGGAGGAAAACCUGCAACUGGAUCCAAAUGGUGAAGACCGUGUAGACAAAGAACAGAGUGGUAUCUUGGAAGCCUGCACUGUAAAAGAAAAUACUGUUGAAACCUGUGUAGGCAAAACUGCGUGUGAAAAUAAUGCUAAUUCAAUGGGAACUUCGGACUGCUGCUUUCAAGUGUCUCCUCCAUAUGUCAUAGAGCAGGAUGUUCAGAAAGAUCUCACUGAGUUGACAACACUGUGUUUUGAGCUAUGUGUAUUUUGUUGUGGAAAUGGUAAUGUUAAGGAAAGUUCUGAUCAAACUCCGCCACUAGCAGCUUCAUGGACCUUGGCUUGUAGGUUUAUACAAAGCUACUUCUUUCUUCUGGAUUUGAAAAGAGUAAAGCAGUGUAUUAUAACCAGCUACACACACAGUCCUAAUGUGUGGAAAACAUACAUUGAAGGAUUGAAAGAAUUAACUUGUCGCAAUCCAGUGGUUUUGGCAAUGGAAAAUGAAGAUAUGCUGAAAAUACUGAAACAGCUGCAUGAUUUGGGGCCUUGGGAUGAUAGCCCUCUGUUACUGGCACAUGCUCAGAGGCUUUAUGAAAAGUUUGGGGAAACGGCUCUUCGCCCCUUGAUCAAGUUCCACCCUUCUAUUUUGCCUUCAGAUAUCAGGCAACUUUGCAGGAACAACCCAGCUCACUUUUUAGCAUAUUUAGAUAGUCUUGUGAAAUCAAAGCCGGAGGACAAAAGACCCUGUCUCCUUAGAUCUCUUCUGCAGCCUGAAUCAUUACGACUAGAUUGGCUGUGCUUGGCAGUUUCUCAUGAUGCACCACAAAGAACAAAUACUGUGGAUGCAGAAGGAAAUCCAAGGCCACGAUCACAUUUGUUUACUUGGGGCUACAGUCAGCUAAUUCUGCUUUUGAUUAAACUUCCAUCUGACUUUGUAACAAAAGAGAAGAUGGCUGACAUCUGUAAAUCAUAUGGAUUCUGGCCUGGAUAUCUUUUUCUCUGUCUGGAGCUGGAUAGAAGAAUAGAAGCCUUUACUAAUAUUGCUCAUUUGGAUGAUUUGAGCCUGUUGAAUGGAGAAGAUGGUUUGAUUCCAGAGACUACAGAAGAAUGGAAGUUUCUUCUGCAUCUCGCAGAAAAUCACAGUGCUGCUUCCCUCCAUCACAGCAUACAGAAUGGGAAUGCUGUCAGCAAUGGUAGCCCCAGCUGGGCAAAUUGCAUCACUAUAGAAAACGUCUCUCUCUUAUUGGCAAAGGCAAUUGGCCCAAAUCGUGCCUUGCCUCUGUUGCAGGAGUGCGGCUUCUCCCUAGAAUUGUCCGAGAGGUUUACUAGUGUCUGUGAGAUACUGAGAAUUGCUGAGAAAAGGCAAAGAGCCCUGAUUCAGUCCAUGUUGGAAAGGUGUGACCGGUUCUUAUGGUCUCAGCAAGCAUAGGAAACAAUUCAGAAAACUUUGGGAACAUACUUUUUACUGUAACUAUUGUUUAUUAAAAUGCCUCUUAAACUUCA
Molecule: messenger RNA, 3950 nt
Organism: Rhea pennata
Lineage: Eukaryota; Metazoa; Chordata; Aves; Rheiformes; Rheidae
Gene: HPS5
Product: HPS5 biogenesis of lysosomal organelles complex 2 subunit 2
Exons: 24
Coding region: 469-3876 (1135 amino acids)
Biological process (GO): developmental pigmentation
Cellular component (GO): cytoplasm
Molecular function (GO): protein binding
Source: RefSeq, a predicted model, not a curated record